GAGCCGCGCCACAGAGGGGAACUACAGCACGGAGAGCUGUUGUCAGCACUCAAGCGAACGCUGAAGGGUAGUGAUUGUAUGUACUGGACAAGAGAGGUCGAUAACAUGAAGAUAGCAGCAGCAGGGCUGUACAGUCUCUUCCUCCUCACUGGUCUCGGAGACGGAACAGCAGCCUUUGGCCUCAAUUACGAUGAACCUGUGUCCGACUACGAUUACUACUAUGAUGUGAACUUGGAAAGUAUAAGUGUAGAGCCAGGAGAGGAAGGCUUUGCUAUCAUUACCAUAACGGCCGUGGGAUGUGUAAACACAACGUUGAAAAAAAUUAUGGUGAAGUCCUGCGAUGGCGAAUUUACAAAGGAAUAUUUUGACAAGCAAUGCAUGGAUAAAUUGUGUCUGCCCAACAACUUCAACAAGAACUGUGUGAGGGUGAAAUACGGGAAUGUAUCCUCCACGAACGUCAUCCUCCCUCCCUACAAAGUUUACAAUCACUCGAAGGCACCCAUUGCGAACGCUUGGCACCAUCACCACAGCACCAACACCUCCAGAAUCUGGGUGUUACUGAUGGACGGAGUCUUCACCUACCGGCUACAACUUAAACCACUGGUGAGGCCAUUACGUCUUCCUACUCCACCAAGUUGGCCAUAAUAAAUCACAGCUGGC
This is a messenger RNA of Homarus americanus (American lobster), 660 nucleotides long. RefSeq lists its product as uncharacterized. The transcript has 6 exons. Bases 79 to 645 code for a protein of 188 amino acids. The record is from RefSeq and is a predicted model, not a curated record. NCBI's taxonomy places the organism in Eukaryota, Metazoa, Arthropoda, Malacostraca, Decapoda, Nephropidae.